AUGCUCUAUACAUCCAAAAUAGCUCCUCCUGUGAUCCCUGAUGGCAAUAGUUUGUAUCAUGUUCUACUGGGAAACAACACAAGCGUACCAUCAGACAAGCCUAUCCUUGUUGACAUUGAAGCUCCUUAUAAAACACUCACUCACGGACAACUGAAGAAGCAGAUACUCGUUGCAGCUGCUGGUCUCAAGCGUGUAUUUGAUGUGCAAAGAUCGGAUGUUGUUGCUAUUUGCUCACCAAACCACAUUGAUUAUGUCUCCAUUGUACAUGGUAUUAUCUGUGCUGGUAAGUUUUUACAAACUCAAGAAGAGAGACCCCCUACUCACAAUGGCAUAGGCGCUAUUGCUGCUCCUUUGCAUUAUACAUCGAUGGUCGAGGAUAUCGUCUAUGAUAUCAGGACCGUACAAGCAAAGUAUAUGAUCACUCAUGUCGAUGUCAUAGACAGGGCACUUCUGGCUGCCAGAGAAGCAGGCAUUGAUAAGUCAAACAUUGUCAUAUUCGGCGAUACUGAGGUUCAAGGCGUUCGUGCAGUGAAUGACACCCUUCUCAGAGACAAUCAAGAGGCUGAACCGUUGAUGUUUACUGCCGAGCAGAUGCAAAACGACCCAGCAGUGCUAUAUUUCACCUCAGGCACAACAGGCCGAAAGAAAGCGGUUAUCAGAACACAGAACAAUCUGCUCUAUAGUGCAUUCAAGUCAAAUAUCGAUACAUCUGCUGUGGUGGUCUCUUAUCUGGACUUUAAUCACUCGACAUCCCUUGUGAGCAUCCUGCUCAUGGCACCGUACUAUGGAUACACAAACUACCUGCUCAACCACUACUCAUUCCGCAACUUGUGCGCUGCAAUCGAGAAAUACAAGCCUAGCUUUAUUACUUGCGCGCCCUACGUGGUGUCGUCGUUGAUGAAGGACAGUAUUGUCAAGGAAUAUGAUAUCUCAUCUCUAAAGAUAAUUGGCUGUUCAGGGGCUCUGUUGAAGCAAAAUGUCAUUUUAAAAGCUCAUAAGCAACUUGGCAUUGUCGUCCUGAAUAUGUACGGUCUGACUGAAGUACUUGGUUUGUUCGCUACGACCCCUGAAAUAUCAGUAGGCCUGGCUGGUAUUGGCAUGUUGAACAGCAGAUUUACAGCGAGAAUAGUGGAUGAAGAUGGACAAGAUGUAGCUGUGGGCCAAGUUGGAGAGCUCUUGAUCAAGGGCCCUACAUUAACACCCGGGUACUACAGAAGCUCGGAAAGCAUCAUCGACCCAGAAGGCUUUUUCCAUACAGGCGAUUUGUUUAAAUGCAAUGAAAACGGCGUGUUUUUCUUUUGUGAUCGCUUGAAGGAUCUCAUGAAGUACUAUGGCACUCAGAUUUACCCAGGUGAGAUAGAGGGCGUACUUCUGAAGCAUCCCAAGGUGGCAGACUGUGCAGUUGUGGGUGUCUAUCAACCAGAUGUGGCUGCCGAAUUCCCUCGUGCCUACGUGAUGCUGGUGGAUGGUGAGCCAUCUACGCAUGAAUUAAUUGAUGAAUUGCAAGCCUUCUCUGACAGACAAUUGCCUAAAAAGAAGCGAGUGCAUGCAGGCAUCGUUAUUGUGGAGUCGCUCCCUCGUACAUCAUCGGGUAAGGUUCAACGACGUCUUCUCAGGGAAUCUGCCAACAGCAUUCAAGCACUGGCUUGA
Molecule: messenger RNA, 1650 nt
Organism: Mucor velutinosus
Lineage: Eukaryota; Fungi; Mucoromycota; Mucoromycetes; Mucorales; Mucoraceae
Exons: 1
Coding region: 1-1650 (549 amino acids)
Molecular function (GO): CoA-ligase activity
Source: RefSeq, a predicted model, not a curated record